AUGGGAGCCACAUCCAGAGUUCUCCUCGUCCUAUGCCGUCUAGGCGAACUCGUCUGCGGAGCCGUCGUUCUCGGUCUUCUGGGGCAGGCCUUCUCCUUGAUCAACGACGCCGGCGUGCUCGAGCCCGAGGGACGACUGAUCUACACCGCUGUCGUGGCCUCUCUGACGAUACUUGACUCGUUAAUAUUCAUCGUCCUGUUUGCGUACUCGUACUGGUCAUUUUUACUGGACUUUAUCCUGUUUGUCCUGUGGAUUGUGGCUUUUGGGCUGCUCGAGUCGCUUACCGGCAUCCACACCUGCUCCUCCUUCUGGUUUAACAACUACUGGGGUUAUUACUGGGGCAGGUGGUAUGUCCGCGGGCCACCUGGCAUGGACAUCAACUGGACGGGCUGCAACGCGUGGAGGACGGUCUUGGCCUUCAGCUUCAUCGCCUCGAUGAUUUACCUUGCCAAUGGCUUCUUGGUGAGUGCCUCCUACCUACCUACUUUUCGCUGCCUUGUCUCGCACGCUGACUGA
Messenger RNA from Podospora anserina S mat+, 516 nucleotides. RefSeq lists its product as uncharacterized. Bases 1 to 516 code for a protein of 171 amino acids. NCBI's taxonomy places the organism in Eukaryota, Fungi, Ascomycota, Sordariomycetes, Sordariales, Podosporaceae. The record is from RefSeq and is a predicted model, not a curated record. The transcript has 2 exons.